Oryzias melastigma (Indian medaka) is the source of this 3248-nucleotide messenger RNA. It is a transcript of the gene p4ha1b, whose product is annotated as prolyl 4-hydroxylase, alpha polypeptide I b. The record is from RefSeq and is a predicted model, not a curated record. The transcript is spliced from 15 exons. Gene Ontology annotation, cellular component: endoplasmic reticulum. Gene Ontology annotation, biological process: peptidyl-proline hydroxylation to 4-hydroxy-L-proline. Bases 617 to 2251 code for a protein of 544 amino acids. Gene Ontology annotation, molecular function: L-ascorbic acid binding; procollagen-proline 4-dioxygenase activity; iron ion binding. Lineage: Eukaryota; Metazoa; Chordata; Actinopteri; Beloniformes; Adrianichthyidae.
AAUGGUUUGCUACUUUACAAAGCUGGAUCCAUUCCUGGCUCCACCUUAACUUUUAGGCAACAUUCCGACCACUCUUCCACUUCAGGGAAGGAAUUUUCCUGGAAAAAAACACUGGAAGUGGAAGAUGCAGGAGGAAAUAGUUUGGAGUUGUAAAUAUCUGACUGAAACUAAGAGGCCCGUGUGCACAUGGCAUUAGAUGCAUAUCUUUUUAGGGGAAAACGUGCAACAAUCUGUGCAUGCGUGGGCUGCAGAAUUCCACACGUGGCAUGACGUUAGUUUGAACUAUUCCUGCUGUAAUAAAUCCCCGAAAUACUCCACCGCACUGCGGGUUUAAACUACUCCAGCAGUCACCUCCCUCUGUAAUUUACAAAAAAACGACAGCCCCCCCGAGUUUGCAAGAAGCUGCAUGCAUGUGGGUCUGCACGUAGCGUUGAGGGAAAAAAUCCAGCCCCGAGCUGGAGACAGCCAACUGCACGGUGAGACAUCACAGAUAGGACGAGCCACCGGUUCCUGCUGACUUCACCGAGUCCGUUCGUGAGGAAGUUCUUCAGAGGAAGCAACGAGCAGGCUGACCCCUCAGGACGAGGUAAAUAAGUAGAGAAAAAUCCUCCAGAGGAUGGAGCUACCGUGUUGGUGUUUGUUAUUGCUGAGCUGCCUGGAGUCGCUCUCAGCCAACAAUGAUUUUUUCACAUCAAUAGGGCAGAUGACAGAUCUCCUGUACACAGAAAAAGACCUCGUCACGUCUCUCAAAGACUACAUCCGAGCCGAGGAAAACAAGCUGGAGCAGGUCAAACGGUGGGCUGAUAAGUUGGACUCCCUGACAUCCACCGCCACACAGGAUCCCGAAGGUUUCCUGGGUCACCCCGUGAACGCCUUCAAGCUGAUGAAGAGGCUCAACACAGAGUGGGGGAACCUGGAGAGCCUUGUACUUAGUGACACCACCGAUGGAUUCAUUUCCAACUUGACCAUCCAGAGGCAGUAUUUCCCCACGGACGAGGACCAAACUGGGGCCGCUAAAGCUCUUCUCCGCUUACAAGACACAUACAAGCUAGAUGCCAAUACCAUCUCUACAGGAGACCUACCUGGAGUGAAGCACAAGAACCGCAUGACGGUGGAGGACUGUUACGAACUGGGCAAAGUGGCCUAUACUGAGGCGGACUACUAUCACACCGAGCUGUGGAUGGCCCAGGCCUUGAGGCAGCUGGAGGAGGGAGAGGAGUCCCCUUUAGACAAAGUGACUGUUCUGGACUAUUUGAGUUAUGCCAUCUACCAGCAGGGGGAGCUGGAGCGCGCGCUGGAUUAUACCAAGAAGCUGCUUCAGUUAGAUCCAGAGCAUCAGCGCGCCAAAGGCAAUCAGAAGUACUUUGAGUACCAGUUGGAGAAAGAGGAAAAGAAGGAAAAGACCACAGAAAAAGAAACCGAACAACAAGAUCGAGGGAAAAGAGACACAACCCAAACGAAGAAGAAGAAGUCUCAAAAGACUUUCUCUCUGAUCCCAGAAAGGAAGAAGUACGAGAUGCUUUGUCGAGGCGAAGGAAUCCGGAUGACGCCCCGCAGACAGAGCAAAUUGUUCUGUCGUUACUACGACAACAAACACAACCCCAAGUUUGUGCUGGGGCCCGUCAAGCAGCAAGACGAGUGGGACCGGCCCUACAUCGUUCGCUACAUCGACAUCAUCUCCGACGAAGAAAUUGAGAAGAUCAAGCAGUUGGCCAAACCGCGGCUGCGCAGGGCAACCAUCUCCAACCCCGUCACUGGAGUGCUGGAGACUGCUCCUUACAGGAUCAGCAAAAGCGCUUGGCUCACUUCGUACGAAGAUCCGGUGGUUGAGAAGAUCAACCAGAGGAUUGAAGAUCUCACAGGGUUGGAAAUGGACACGGCAGAAGAGCUGCAGGUUGCAAACUACGGCGUGGGAGGACAAUAUGAACCUCACUUUGACUUUGGAAGGAAAGACGAGCCAGAUGCCUUUAAGGAGCUGGGUACAGGGAACCGCAUUGCGACGUGGCUCUUUUAUAUGAGUGAUGUGUCUGCAGGGGGCGCCACAGUAUUUCCUGACGUUGGUGCGUCAGUUGGACCUCAGAAGGGUACGGCUGUGUUUUGGUACAACCUGUUUGCCAGCGGGGAGGGCGACUACAGCACCCGACACGCAGCCUGUCCAGUGUUGGUGGGCAAUAAGUGGGUAUCAAACAAGUGGAUCCAUGAAAGAGGCCAGGAAUGGCGGCGACCUUGCGGCCUAAAUGAAACUGAGUGACACCCGGGUCGUUUUACUUCUUGUUAAGCACCAGAAAACACAGACGGCAUCCGAACGGCUUCCUCUGUCCACAAUUAUUUGCUUCCUUUGUUUUUCUCCAUGCAUCACCAGCCUCUGAGCCUAGAGAUCACUCUCAGUCGAGCCCCUGGACAGAUUGAGCAUGGCGCCGGCAGACAGCUCGGCCGUUGAAUGGUUUUGAGAAACACUUCGUUCACUCCCACGUGUCUUUCUUUGCACUCUCACUGAGCAGCGGUUCUGUGGUAAAACUCCCCUCCAGUGGUGACUUGCAGGGACAAACUUCCUCCUUUCUGUUUCUCUACAAAGAGCUGUUGGUGUUUUCAAAAAGGCACUGUCUGAUGGAUUCUAAGAAAAACCUCAAUCGUUUAAGCAACGAAAAUGUCCUACAGCUUCACAUUUUUUUUUAUUCUUCUCUUUUUCUGCCUAGUUUUUUAUGCAUUUACAUGGAAUGACUUUUACUCAGCAGUUACAACCAAGUUUUGUUUUUAAAAAUAUAUUAGAAUGAAUGUACUGCUUCGGAAAUGGAUCAUACUCUCAAAAACAGAAAUAUCUUACAACUCUACAAGGUGACAGUCUGAGUAACAAUCAAGCGAAAUGGUUGAUUUAAAAACUCUUGUAACACUAGUGAUUAAACUAUACGAUAAAUUAUACUUGAAAUAACUCAUUAAUUUCAAUUUACUUUAACCCAACACACUGCAUACUGUCAAGUAUUUUUUAUUAUUAUACAUAAUUUUCAGCACAUAUUUUUAUUUAGGAUUUCUUAAACAAAUUAAGGCAUAUUCCGUCUUAAAUCAUUUGUUUUUGAUCAGUUUAUGAUUGAAAAGUGUCCCUGCAAGCCACUCUGGGUUUUAUCAGAAAGCUGAACUUUUAUUUAUAUGUCCGAAGCAAUUUUUGUUUUUAUGUAAUGUGCAAAAAAACCCUCUGAAGUGUGCUCUUUUUUUAUUUCUAAAAUAAAGAUUGUGUAUUGACAUGAGUGGAA